Molecule: messenger RNA, 1485 nt
Organism: Chaetomium globosum CBS 148.51
Lineage: Eukaryota; Fungi; Ascomycota; Sordariomycetes; Sordariales; Chaetomiaceae
Exons: 3
Coding region: 1-1485 (494 amino acids)
Source: RefSeq, a predicted model, not a curated record
AUGGCAAACCAUAAUGACGGGGUUAAUCCCCUAAGACCCUACUACCUCCCACCCUCGAUCGGAGAACCGGCCGAGGUGCUCCCCACGCCGGGACCCCGAGCAUUCACCCAAGCCAACUCGACGGGCAGAUAUGCGUCCAAGGCACGCGACAUCUUUUCCGACAUCGACUACAAAGACUAUAUUGCCGAGCCGUCUCCCUCGGUGGUGCAGACGGUCAAGGAAGUCCUGGAUGAGCUGCUAUGGAAGUACACAUCGGUGCUGAUGGCCCAACCUUUCGAGGUCGCCAAAACCAUCAUGCAGGUUCGAGCCCAAGACGACCUCGAUGGCAACCCGCUGACAUCGCACCAGGGCGCCCAAUCCGAUUCCGAGUCGGAUGUCGACGAGUCGGCCUUCUUCACCUCCCACCGGCCGCGCACACCAUCGCCCGCACCCCGUUCGAGGCACGCACCACAUUUGACCCCGCCAUCACCACAGCCGCCCGCGAAGGCCCUAGCUGCCCACCAACUGGGCAUUCGCACGCCGGACUCUGUAUUAGAGGUCAUCGCCCAGCUCUGGCAGAAAGAGGGCGCAUGGGGCGUGUGGAAAGGCUCAAAUGCGACCUUUAUCUACUCGGUCCUUCAAUCCCUCCUCGAGAACUGGUCGCGCAGUCUCCUCAGCGCCCUCUUUAACGUCCCCGACCUGGGCGUCCGCCACGACAUGGAUCGGCUCGUGGACAUUGCAUCCCCCUACCCAUGGGCCUCGCUGUGUGUCGCGGCCGCGGCCGCCGUGGUGACAGGCCUAAUCCUCUCCCCUCUCGACCUCGUCCGCACCCGGCUGGUCAUAACCUCCACCGGAUCGCGGGCCCGCCGCACGCUGUCCACGCUGCGCAGCCUGCCAUCCUACCUCUGCCCGGCACCGCUCCUGGUGCCGACGGUGCUGCACUCGCUGAUCCACCCGCUGCUGACGCUGUCGACGCCGCUGGUGCUGCGCACGCACUUCAUGAUCGACCGCGAGCUGGCGCCCACCACCUUCUCCAUCGCCAAGUUCUGCUCCUCCACCGUCGCCCUGCUGCUCAAGCUGCCCCUGGAGACGGUGCUGCGCCGCGGCCAGGCCGCCGUGCUACGCUCCGAGGCGUACCUCCACGCCCUCGAGGCCCCCGCCGCGCCCACCACCAAGGGCAGCAAGCGCGCCGCCGAGACGGAGACGGAACUGGAAUUGGAGACCGUCGUGCCCCUCGGCACCUUCCGCGGCUUCUUCGGCACCAUGUACGCCAUCGUGCACGAGGAGGGCUCGCACGCCCUCCCCCCGCCGCCGUCGGCUGUUGCUCCGGUCCAGAAGGGCAAGAAGGGGAAGACCGUGCCCCCUCCUGCCACUGUUGCGGAGACGGUGUAUCGCCGUGGUCAGGGCUUGGAUGGCCUAUGGAGGGGCUGGAAGGUCAGUUGGUGGGGAUUGGUUGGGCUGUGGGCCGCCGGGGUGCUGGGUGGUGGCGGUGAUGGCCAGUUCUGA